AUGCUCUCCUCACUUAUUCUUGCAGCUACCGCUGCUAUUCCCGCUGCAGCUUCGGUCAUUCAGCGUGAUGCUCCAAACUGUUUCCCCUAUGGUAGUGCGAAGCUACCUGGAAACCUCCAGCCCCCUAGCGUGUCACACGAAAAGUGGUGGUGCUCGCAGGACAUGGCUUACGGCUUCCAGGGUUUCUCUUACCCCCUCGAAAACGACGACUGCAAUGCUUGGGAAAACGGUUAUGAUGCCAUGGACAAGGACUUCAAGCAGAUGAAGAAAGACUUCGGCGCCAGCAUUGUUCGCAUGUACUACCCGACCUGCACCAAACCGGCUGUUUUCGAGCAUGCUCUCGAGGCUGCUUAUAACAACAAUAUGGCUGUUGUCUUCCAGGUUUGGACCAACUUCGGUGGCGGAGAUGUCUGGAAGCAGUCUCAGCAAGCUAUUUAUGAUGUUCUCAACAACUCUAAGUAUAAGGCGAUCGCCCCCUACGUCGUUCACUCUGCUGAAUUUGGCUCCGAGCCGGUUGGCGAUGGUAUGGACGGUGACAACUUUGUCACCGACCUGGGCCGCUUCCGCAAGACUCUCAAUGGCCACCAGAUCCCCGUCGGCAUCAGCGAGGACUGGGAUCGCCCUGGAAAGAUGAGCAGUAAUGAUGGCAAGAGUCUCGGUCCCAUCGGAAAGGGUGUCAAGGCGAACUCGGACGUCGCCCACAUCCACCCGAUGCCUUUCUACCAUGAUUACAAUGGUAAGGUUGAUGCCGCAUGGCCCUACAUCCAGAAGCAAACGCAGUGGGUUGUCGACCAUGUGGGCCUACCUACCAUGAUCAGUGAGACACAGUGGGCUUGGGGCAAGACGGACCACAACCCCGGCAAGGCAGACGUCGGCCCUCAGCAGUACAUUAAAUACUGGAAGACCAUUGACAACAACUGCGAGUGGUUUCGGGACCGCAAGGUCGGCUGGUUCUUCCACGCCUGGCGGGGCGAGGAUACCUUUGACAUUGUCAAGCCCGACGGCAGUUACGCCAUUCCCAACUGGAGACCUCGAAAGUGUUAG
This is a messenger RNA of Akanthomyces muscarius, 1044 nucleotides long. RefSeq lists its product as uncharacterized. The transcript is spliced from 2 exons. The record is from RefSeq and is a predicted model, not a curated record. Bases 1 to 1044 code for a protein of 347 amino acids. NCBI's taxonomy places the organism in Eukaryota, Fungi, Ascomycota, Sordariomycetes, Hypocreales, Cordycipitaceae.